This is a messenger RNA of Amphibalanus amphitrite, 1023 nucleotides long. Its product is annotated as geminin-like. The coding region runs from base 212 to 742 and encodes 176 amino acids. NCBI's taxonomy places the organism in Eukaryota, Metazoa, Arthropoda, Thecostraca, Balanomorpha, Balanidae. Gene Ontology annotation, biological process: negative regulation of DNA replication; negative regulation of cell cycle. Gene Ontology annotation, cellular component: nucleus. The transcript has 6 exons. The record is from RefSeq and is a predicted model, not a curated record.
GUUUCGGGUUGGACGCUUGAGCCGGUUAUAUCGGUUAUAUGGCCUUGCUUGAGCCUGACAGCUACGCGCCCUAAUCCACGAAGAAGAAGGAGAGUUGUUUCGGCCACAGUGGGUUUCGGCCAAGCUGCUGCGCGCCCUUUACUCUUCAACAACAACAACAGAGUUGUUCCGAAUCAGAUUCAAGUCCAGAGGGAGAGUUAAAAAAUAUACAAUGAAGGAGCUGCAAGUCCAAAAUGAGAAUGCUUUGCCAGCUAGUAGUAAGGAAGGGAAGAUGACUAAGAGUUCUAGGAGAACUCCUUUGUCUAACAAAACCAACAAACUGGCACAAAAUGAUGCCAGUAGCACACUUUUGCUGAAACCCAGAAAACACCAUGGGCUCCGGGUGUUUGAGGAGACGGCCGCUGAGGAGCGCGCCGCUCCUGCCGCCCGGCCGGUCACCCGCUGCACCGUGAGCACUCAGACCGAUCCCGAUGAGCCGCCGCGAGGCCAGGAGUCGGCCGUCGACCGGCUGGUGGCCGAUAUGUGCGCCGCUGCCGAGGAGCCCAGUGGGGAGUACUGGCGGCAGCUGGCCGAGAGCCGGCAGCAGGCGCUGGAGGAGGCCCUCCAGGAGAACCAGCAGCUGCACGAGCAGCUGGACACCGCCCGAGAGGAGAUCCGGCUCAUGCGCGAGGCGCUCGAACAGGCCGAGGGAGUCGUGGCCGCUGUUCAGGAGUGGUCAGACGAACAGGAGCAGGCGCAGUGAACGGGACCGCUGAGGGGUUCCUCGUUCACCUCAUCUCUGCGUUAUCUCAUCACGUCAACCAGCCCAGGAAGUGAAGGUGUGUCGCAGCUUCGUGUAUCGGUUGUGCCUGGUCUACACUGUCGUGAAGGAGAGUAGUGUGGAUCGUGCUCAUUUUUUCUGCGGGCCGUCCGUCUUAUGCCUUGACUUACUAGUGCUGAUAGUACAAAAGGAAAAAAUGCAUUUCACUUGUACCUAGGUUGUCACAUAAGUGUCCAUAUUUCAAUAAACAACAUUGUAUUUUA